Messenger RNA from Triticum turgidum subsp. durum (durum wheat), 1446 nucleotides. NCBI's taxonomy places the organism in Eukaryota, Viridiplantae, Streptophyta, Magnoliopsida, Poales, Poaceae. The record is from the annotation of a GenBank genome assembly.
AUGAUGUAUUUGGGAGGCAGUGAAGCUAUGUUAGACAUUGACAGAGAUAAGCUUUCUUUGCCCGAACUUUUGGGGCAUUUAAGAGAUCAUUGCACUGAUGUGGAGGGGAUACAAUGUCAGUUUUAUUGGUUAGUUCCAGGAAAAGAGAUGAAUGAUGGACUUGUUUUUCUGCAUGAUGACAACACUGUUCUUAAGAUGGCUGAGUUUGUUUAUGAUGGAGGAGUUGCAUAUGUGUAUGUUGAGAAGCAUGCUCCUGCUGAUGGGGAAGAAACAGUUGCAACAGCAUGCUCUGCUGGAGAGGAAGAGGAACAGUUCACCCCUUUAAGUGCAGUUAUGCGAGAAGAGCAAGUGCCCAGUGAUUAUAUACCUGAUGAUGAGUCAGCAUCUGACGAUGAUGAAGAAGCAAGAAAGAUCAAUGCUGACUAUGUAGAGUACAAGAAGAAACUCAGGGCUAGCAACAUUGACAUUUUAGAUGAAGUGUUCAUUACAGAUGCAGCAGUAGGUUCAAGGGAAAAUGUUGGAGAGGAUGCAGCUACUGAAAGCUACUCAGACAGCUCGGAUUUUGAUGACUCUUUUGAAGAAAACAAUGAUGGAGAGGUUGUCAGCAAACCAAAAAAAUAUCCUGUGUACAAAGACAGAGGAGAAGUACCAGAGUUCUGUCUUGGAAUGAAACUUGAAUCAAAGGAAGAGUUCAGAAAAGCAAUAAUUACUUAUGGACUGCAUCACAGAAGGUUAAUUAGGUUUAAGAAAAAGGAUUCUGUAAGGUGCAGAGCAGAGUGUGAUUGGGGGACAUGUCCCUGGUUCUGUUUACUAAGUAGGACAAGUAGGUGCAAUAGUUGGCAGGUGACAUCUUUCAUAGAUAAACAUUGUUGUCCAAAAAGGAAGGACAACAAGCUGGUCACUUCAGUGAGGAUUGCACAAAAAUAUGAUAAGCUCAUUAGAGGCCACCCAGGAUGGAAGAUUGACAGCUUGAAAGCACAUGUGCAAGAGGACAUGUUUGCAAAUGUGAGCACAUCACAAAUUAAGAGAGCAAAACAAAUUGUGAAGCAAAGAGUGUAUGAUUCCACCAAGUUCCAAUACUCAAAAGUGUUUGAUUAUCAGUUGGAAUUGCUGAGGAGCAAUCCAGGAAGCACUGUUGUUGUCAAACUUGAUCCAAAGGAAAGAGUACCGACAUUUCUGAGAAUGUAUGUGUGCUUGGCUGCUCCGAAAGAAGGUUUCAAGGCAGGUUGUAGAAAAGUAGUAGGAAUGGAUGGAUGUUUUUUCAAAGGAGCAACAAAUGGAGAGCUGCUCUGUACUAUAGGGAGGGAUGCAAAUAACCAAAUGUACCCAAUUGCAUGGGCAGUAGUUGAGAAGGAGAAUAAUGACUCAUGGGAUUGGUUCUGUAAUUCAUUGUUUAGAGAUUUGGAAGUGGAAGAUGGUCAAGGCUGGGUGUUCAUAUCUGACUAG